Mycotypha africana is the source of this 294-nucleotide messenger RNA. RefSeq lists its product as uncharacterized. The transcript has 2 exons. Bases 1 to 294 code for a protein of 97 amino acids. The record is from RefSeq and is a predicted model, not a curated record. NCBI's taxonomy places the organism in Eukaryota, Fungi, Mucoromycota, Mucoromycetes, Mucorales, Mycotyphaceae.
AUGGACCUCUCUUGGUGUAUCAUUUGCGAUCGUCAUUGUACUGGAGACAAUUUAUAUUGCUCUGAAACGUGCCGCACGCAAGACAUCAAGCAGAAAAAGGCUUACGUUUCGCCGUUUAUGUUCGACCAAAGUCCCUCCACCUCUCUUGUUUCCUCUCCAUUAUUAGACCCCUUCCUAUCUUCUUUUAACCAUGAAAGGAGAGCCUCAGUUACUAUCAGCAGGUCUAUACAGUAUAACAACGACAUUGCCAUAUACCCCAGUCCAUCCAGUAUUACAAGUAUUCAGCUCAUUUAA